Molecule: messenger RNA, 2952 nt
Organism: Glycine soja
Lineage: Eukaryota; Viridiplantae; Streptophyta; Magnoliopsida; Fabales; Fabaceae
Product: probable protein S-acyltransferase 22
Exons: 9
Coding region: 792-2663 (623 amino acids)
Biological process (GO): peptidyl-L-cysteine S-palmitoylation; protein targeting to membrane
Cellular component (GO): Golgi apparatus; endoplasmic reticulum
Molecular function (GO): protein-cysteine S-palmitoyltransferase activity
Source: RefSeq, a predicted model, not a curated record
UUUUCCUGAGCAAGCUUUUAAGUGAUUGUUUGUUGGCAAUUAACAAAAGCAGAACCAAACAAACAACUGUUAUUGCAGUGAGUGGCUUGUGAGAGUAACACAUGAUUUUGCCUAUGGAAAAAGGUGCUAACAGUCUAACACACAGCACAGCACAGCACAACACAGAGGUUAAUGCUAAGACCCCAAAAAAGUAAAAGGGGUGGGUCAUGAAAUGAGGUAAAUUUCACAGCAAAGAAAAGAAAGGAAAAAAAAAUCAAACACAAAACAAACUCAAUUCGACUCACACUCCCACCACACUACAUAGCAUAGAGAUCUAUUCUCUUCUCUCUGCAAAAGUAAAAAGCUUUGCAAGCACCCCAACAUCUAAAUCCAGAAAGAAAGGCCAUUUCUUUACAUCUUCCAUGACCUGGGUAAGGUUUGUCUCUGAGUGAACCAGACAAACCUUUGCUCACUCUACACACUCUCACACACACAAAAAAAAACUAACCCAUUCUCUUUCUCUCUGUCUCUCUCUUUGUUACAUCUCUUUCUGCCAGCUCUUUGUACCAACAUGUCAUUGCAAGUUAGGUUUUUUUUUUUUUUUUUUUUGCUGGUCCCAGAGUGAAAACUUUGGUUUUUCUUCAUCCCUUCUUCCCUUGAAAAGAACUUAAGGGAAAAGUGGUGAAAGAAAGUGGAAGGAUAACAGUCCUCUACAGUUCUCUUUCUGGUUGGUGCUGUCUGCAUUUGUGUGUGUGGUUUUUUGUGCUUUUGUACUUCUCCUUCAGAGUUUGGGUUUUUAUUCAUACUGAAAGAUGAGGAAGAAUGGGUGGCAGCUACCUUAUCAUCCUCUCCAGGUGGUGGCUAUUGCUGUGUUUAUGGCUCUGGGGUUUGCCUUCUAUGUGUUCUUUGCUCCUUUUGUUGGAAAGAAGAUGUAUCAGUAUGUUGUAAUGGGCCUCUACACACCCCUGAUUACUUGUGUCUUUGGACUGUACAUUUGGUGCGCAGCAUCUGAUCCUGCAGAUCCUGGGGUUUUCAAGUCCAAAAAAUAUCUUAAAAUUCCAGAUAGCAAAAAGCUUGAUGGACUCAAGAAUUCUAAACUAGGAGGGGAAUCAACUUCGUCGAUGCAUGAUGGAAAUGCUUCAACUGUUGGACCAAAAUCGGCUGAUAAGGAAGAAUUGGGAACUGAAGCAAGUUUUAAAGAUGCUUCUAUUUUUACUGAGAAGAAAAAUGCAUCAUCACCUUCUUCGUCCUGUCUUCUAUUGGUUUGCUCUCCUUGUGCUUAUAUCUGUGGUUGCUCAAGUUCAAGUAACGAAUCUUCUGAACAACAAGCAAGUGAAGAUGGCAUGUUCUAUUGCAGUUUGUGUGAAGUUGAGGUCUUCAAGUAUAGCAAGCACUGUAGAGUUUGUGACAAGUGUGUUGAUCGCUUUGAUCAUCAUUGCAGGUGGCUGAACAACUGUAUUGGGAAAAGGAACUACAGAAAAUUUUUCACCCUUAUGGUUGCUGCUCUCCUCUUGCUUAUUCUUCAGUGGUUGACUGGGAUACUUGUGCUUAUCUGCUGUUUUGUUGAGAAGAAGAAAUUUUCUGUGGAUAUCUCCUCCAAAUUAGGGAGCAGUUUCUCUCUGGUUCCCUUCGUUAUUGUGGUGGCAGUUUGCACCAUUUUGGCUAUGAUUGCUACCUUACCCCUUGCUCAGCUGUUUUUCUUUCAUAUUCUUCUCAUUAAAAAGGGAAUCACCACAUAUGAUUACAUCAUAGCUUUGAGGGAGCAGGAGCAGCAAGGUAUUGGAGGUCAGCAGAGUCCCCAAAUGUCUCCUGUUAGCUCCCUUACUGGAAUGAGCAGUGCAAGCUCUUUUACUACAUUCCAUCGUGGAGCAUGGUGCACACCCCCACGUCUGUUCCUUGAAGAUCAGUUUGAUGUAGUGCCCCCAGAAACAGCUUCUGUAAGCUCGCUGGGAAAGAAGACAAUGAGAGAUGAGCCGGUUAAGAAAAAGAAUACCGGAGCAGUCAAAAUCAGUCCAUGGACCCUGGCGCGGUUGAAUGCAGAAGAGGUUUCCAAGGCUGCUGCAGAAGCAAGAAAAAAAUCGAAGAUUCUUCAGCCUGUGACAAGACAUAAUAACGAACCAUUCAGGCUGGAUCCAGACCACAACUCAGGCAGCAGUGGCCGGCGAAUGAGCCCCAGGAUCGAGACCAACAGAAGACGGCCCGGUAAACGGAUUCGCCUGCCUGCUGACUUGCCUGUGGAGGCCAUGCCAAAAUUUUCUGCCAGCAACACUGACAAAAUUUUCAGUGGAACAUCUAGUUUUGCGCUUCUCCAGCUCGAAGCACGAAGUGCAUUUCAACCAAGUCAAGCAGUGUCAAGCUCAGCUGGGAUUGUUGCUUCCUCUCCUGAAAGCAGUUUAGACUCGCCUGACAUUCACCCGUUUCGUGUGUCUACGACCGAAGCCGAAGAAGCAAGAAGGCUUGCUGGUCUUUCUGCUGCCGCCACUGCGAACCUGAAGGGAAUCCCUCUGUCAAGGUCAACUAGUGAUGGAUAUGAGGCCUCUGGUGGGGAGGAUAGUGACAGGGUUCCCACCAGGAUUGUUCAGAGGUCCACAAAUUGGACUAAUCUGCUCUUCAGUGCUGAUCAGGAGGAGAGAGCUUUUGAGACAAAAUCAUCAUCUAGCAUGGUUUAUAGCAGAAAGUUGUGACCAAUUUGGGUAUUAAUUAGACAAAACUAUUUUCAGAUUAUAUUGAUGGGAAUUGUUCAUUCUUUGAUUUGUGAGCCCAAAGGUACUUGUUCAACUUCAACAACCCUUAACUCACCUCUUGAGGUUGAGUUGAUGCCCCUCAAAGUUUUGGAGGUAGGCUAAGUGGGAAGUGGGAACCCAUGUACAAAGUUUUAGGUCACAGUAACUGAUUGAGUUUCCCAAUAUAUUGUUUUCUGCUCCCUAUUUUGAUAAAAUUUUAACCAAGCAGGUCCUCUCAUCUUAAAAUAAA